Molecule: messenger RNA, 2206 nt
Organism: Sycon ciliatum
Lineage: Eukaryota; Metazoa; Porifera; Calcarea; Leucosolenida; Sycettidae
Product: SRR1-like protein
Exons: 6
Coding region: 27-980 (317 amino acids)
Biological process (GO): microtubule-based process
Cellular component (GO): cytoplasm; nucleus
Source: RefSeq, a predicted model, not a curated record
UAAAAAUUAGACUUCUGUGGACAUACAUGUACGUAUUCUGUGUGCUGGCAUGGCGAAUCUUAUUUUUGGCCAUGGAAGAAGACGGGUUCCAGUUAGUCUGUCGCAAAAAAGCUGCCCGAAGUCGAAAGGUGGAAAAUAAACGGUUUCCCGUAGAUGACACCGAGACUUGGGAUGAAGCUGAACUUCGUGCUUGUAAAUCUCGAUUGGAUAUUGCAAGGGAUGAACUCCGAGCGAGCAAGUUUAUGACAGGCUUCCAAGCGAAACUUGACACGCUAAUCAGCAUAUGGACAACAGCUAAGUUGCUUGGCACCAACCCAGCACCAGCUACGGGUGGCGGGUGCGACCAGGAUGCAACCAAGGGCACCGAGCACGAACCCGGGCGCAUCGAUGUGGUGUGCUACGGGAUUGGUCCGUUCGCGCAGUCUCUGCAGGCGCGUCACCAGAUGGGUGCCCUGAUGCUUCUUGUGAAGUACUUGCAGGACCGGCACUUGCUGCAAGACCGUUUCCUGUAUGAUCCAGUCUUGCAGCGCGGAGAGGCUGACAUUGUACAGGAGCUUGGCUUUGAGCUGAUCAAAGUGAACGAGGAGGGCCGUCGGCGUGUCGUUCGGCCCACGCUGUUCUUCAUGCCUCACUGUGGUCGCUCACUGUACGAGAAUGUCCUUGCUAGCAACUGGUCAUGUAAACAGCUGCACUUCGUCGCCAUCAUUGGCAAUGAGUUCUCCUCCUAUCUACACAGAAUGCCAACCCAUGUAUUUCGAUCCGAAACACCUCACUUAGCGCACGGCCAGAGCAUCGUGAGUGAGCUUGAGAUAUUGCCUGGUGAGUUUAUGGAGUCAUUCAAUGAUUCUGCACUGCAUGUCUUCGACCAGCACAAACUGCCGGCAGAGGGUGAUGCGUUCUGGACAUGUAGCGUGGGUAGCUUUCAAGAUGAUGACCAUGUCUCGUCACAGCAAUUAUCUGGCUGGAGGUGGGCAACGUGAGCAGGAGCAGGGAAUGGCAAGCAAUUGUCAAGGCCUAGUCUCUAGUAUCGGUCUCUGAAUCCUGUGCUCCUGAAGUAGUCUCAGCAAUGACGCCGAGUGGCACGUUAAUCGACCAGCUUAGUGUGUGGUGCGCGACUGAACUCCAGAUACCACAAUGCUACUAGCAGUACGGUGACAUUGAAACACACACAGGACUGUAUAGGUGGGUGGUAGCUGUCAGUCUGGAGACACACGGAGACUUGAGUUGAAGUGAUCCACAGGUACUCGUAUGGGCUUUUCGGUGGAGGAAGCACGUCGGCAAGGCACCCAGUGACUCCCCAGCUAUGCAAGGUAGCUGGUGACUCCCCAGCUUUUGCAGGGCACACAGUGACUCCCUAGCUGUGCAAGGCGUACAGUGACUCCCCCAGAUUCGCAAGGCACCCAGUGACUCCCCAGCGUUGCAAGGCACCCAAUGACUCCCCAGCUUUGCAAGGUACCUGGUGACUCCCCAGCUUUGCAAGACAUCCAUUGACUCGCCAGCUUUCUGAGGCACCCGGUGACUUGCCAGCUUUGCAAGGCAUAUAAAACUCCAACAUCCAAGCAAUGCAGUCACCGAUGACAUCAACAGUAGCAUUCAAUCAUGAAUGCUACAUGGCUGCUCUAGCCUCAUUUACUAUUUAUACACAUGUCCAUAUCAGAAGAAAGUGGCUUAGAGUGCCUACCUAUCUUUUAACCUACUAGGCAACGACAGUCAAGGUCUCUCCAGAGCCAAGGAAAUGCUCAAUAACAGCAUACUAUUCGUUUCGGACAGUCUAAAAGAGCUCGCAUGCGGGAGGCUGCACAGCGGUCUAUCAGUCAAUGAGGCAUAUUCAGACCAACACCUUCUUACAAACCUGUGAGUUUGAGGCUUCUUAGAAUUUACCUCACGACUACUAAUAUUGUCUCUUUGCGAACAUGAUCUGCUCAUGAUCUGCUCUUGAUCUGCUCAUGAUCUGCUCUUGAUCUGCUUAUGAUCUGCUCAUACUUGCCGUAAGUGGGAAAUCGAAAUUUGUGAAAAUAGGUAAAUACUCCAGGUGUGUUAAGAAUGAAAUAAACAGUAGAAAUUGAAUAAAUGUGCUGAUACUUCUUUUGAAGUAGUUCUAUUUUUUAAUUGUUGCUACCCAUUGACGUCAUCUGAUUGGUAUUCUACUCUGCAUAUACCCUGUGUACAGUUUAUCAUGAACAUGAAUUAAUGGAGGUUGUCCUGA